CACACACGGUAAUUUACAUACCACUUUCUAAUCUUUUUACUUUUAUAUAAUAUCUAGAUAUAAUUAAUAUAUCAUUAUUAUAUAAUAACAAAUUAUAAUUUUAAUUAUAAACACACACAAAAUUACAAACUUUUUUAAAUAACAACACUUUAAAAAAAAAAAUGGCAAUUAUUCCAACAGUCGUCGGUAAAAUUCAAGUUAUUUUUGGCCCAAUGUUCAGUGGAAAAACAACCGAACUUAUUAGAAGAAUUAAAAGAUUUAACUUUGCUAAUAAGAAAUGCUUAUUAAUCAAAUAUAGCAAAGAUACUAGAUAUAACGAUAAUAUUGAUAAAUCAUUUUUAGUCACCCACGAUAAACAAAACUACCAAGCUUUCCCAUGUUCAAUUUUAGAAGAUAUCAGAGAACAAGCUGAAAAAUAUGACGUCAUCGGUAUUGAUGAAGGACAGUUUUUCCCAGAUGUCGUUCAAUUUAGUGAAGAAUUAGCAAACCAAGGCAAAACUGUUAUCAUUGCAGCUUUAGAUGGCACUUUCCAAAGAAAACCUUUUGCAUCUGUCAUUGAUUUAGUCUCCAAAGCCGAAGUUAUCACCAAAUUGACCGCUGUUUGUAUGGUUUGUUAUAACGAUGCUGCUUUCUCCAAACGUAUUGUCGAUGAUGAUAACAUCGAGUUGAUUGGAGGUAUUGAUAAAUAUAUAUCAGUUUGUAGAGGCUGUUACCAUAAAGACACCUCUAUGAAAACCUUAAAAUCAGUUCGUAAUGUUCACGACAAAGCUCUUAGCGGUGCCGUUGUAGCAGCCCAUGAUCAAUUCUACCAAGAUGGUCCACAAAAUAUGGCAGUUGAUGAUAUUCAUUUAAACAAUGACUACUAAACUGUCAAUAUUAUAUUUAAUCUACUAUCCUUUUGUUUUUCCGCCAACAACCAACCAAAAAUCUCAUCCCCCAGCUGUGUGUAAACCUUUUGCUUUUUCCUUUUAAAGAAAUUGCUCUGUAAUUUUAAAACAUCAUAUGUUUAAGUGAUAUUAAUCACUAUAGUUUUCGAAAGAAUAACCUUUUUGUAUAAUAGUUUUCCGAACCAACAAACAAAUCAAAAAAAAAAAAAAGAAAAAAAAUUAAAUUAAAUUUUAUAUUUUUCUAUUUUUAGUUUUUUGAUCAACCGCAAUAACAAUCAAAUAAUAAUAACAACUACUAACAACAACUCAUUCUUUUCAACUAAAUUAUUUAAUAUGGUUUUUAAAUCAUAUAAUAAAAAACUUUGUAAAUAUUCUCAAAAAAAAUUAAGUUUAGUUUUUACUUAAAUUAUUGAAAAAAUUCUUUU
Dictyostelium purpureum is the source of this 1312-nucleotide messenger RNA. RefSeq names its product calmodulin-binding protein ThyB. The record is from RefSeq and is a predicted model, not a curated record. Bases 162 to 866 code for a protein of 234 amino acids. Lineage: Eukaryota; Evosea; Eumycetozoa; Dictyosteliales; Dictyosteliaceae. Gene Ontology annotation, biological process: thymidine metabolic process. Gene Ontology annotation, molecular function: thymidine kinase activity; ATP binding. The transcript is spliced from 4 exons.